UUUCAGGAAAUGAGAGUGAAAACAAAACCACAGAUCUGCAACUUCACAAAUGAGACCUGCGCAUAGUCAUUUUCUAGCUGAAGUUGGGACAUAUUAAUCGACAUAAAAAUAUAUAUAUAAAAAAUGGAAUCUGGUGCCUAUGGGGCCUCGCUGGCCGGAGGUGACUUCGAUUUUAUGAGCUUUGUUAAACAACCUCAAACCAUAGUCCGCAUCUUGAGCUGGAUCUUUUCCAUAGUGGUGUUUGCCACCAUCACUGGAGAAGGCUAUGUCAACCCUUCACUCCUGCCUGACACCAAAUGCAUGUUCAACAGGAAUGACAGCGCGUGCGGCUUCGGAGUGGGUAUCGGAAUUUUGGCCUUUCUCGCCUGCGUCGUCUUCAUCAUACUGGACGCCUACUUCCCUCAGAUCAGCAACGCCAAAGAGAGGAAGAACAUUGUCACUGUUGACUUGGUCUUCUCUGGAGUGUGGACGUUGUUCUGGUUCAUCUGCUUCUGUGUCCUGACCAAUCAGUGGUCUCACACCACCGAAGUAGCAGGCAUCCCUGUCGACGCCGCCCGAGCCGUAGUGGCCUUCUCCUUCUUCUCCAUUGUCACUUGGGCUCUAUUGACUACAUUUGCUUAUACAAGAUAUCGCCAAGGAGUGAGUGACCUUGACCAGGGCUACACAGACCCAGCCAAAGACUACAGCACUCCUUACCCAUCCACCUCUGCCUAUCCCCCGUACCCCACCAGUGGGCCAGAGGGCUACCAGCAGUCCCCUUUCACCCCCCAAAACCAAGAGCAUCCAGCACCAUACCAGCCCCCGUCUUACUGAGGGACUGGACCAUUGACCAGAUUUGGGGGGGGGGGUUGAGUUUUUAAGUUGCCAUUGGUGCCUGUAGCCUGGUCCCAGAUCUGUUUGUGCUGUCUUGCCAACUCCUACGGUCAUGCCAAACACAAAAAGAUCUGGGACCAGGCUAUGUUGCCUCAGCUAUGUGGACUGAUCUCAGCACUCCACUGGUCCUCUCCUUUCACCUAACUGUUUAAGUCUUAGCUGGUGUUGCGCUUACAUAAUGAAGGGUGUGUUGACAUGAUUUCAGGUGGUAUUCAUAUUGUAGUUUAGGUUGUGAAUGGAUAUUUUGCUGCAUUUUUAUACAUACAACUAGAGUGCCUGAGCUGAGCUUCAGAAUCUAAGGAAAACUGUUACUAGGGUAAAACCUAGAAUGCCAUGUAAAAAUAUGAGAUUCAGAGUGCCAUCACCACUUGAGGUAACUGCCAUAUGUUCUUUCUGCUGUUCUCUGCACUGUUUGUCUUGUAACAUAUGUAAUGCAGUCAUGUGGACACUGAAGUUCAGAUCAAACCACUAAAACAUAUGUCGCUGUCGCUGGAAACAUUGCUUUGUAUUGCAAAUAAUGAGGCUAUGCUAUGCUAUGCUAUGCUAUGGACACACUGUAUUUUUCUAUGCUGCCUAAUCCAGUUAUAUGGUAUAGUGCCUAUACAAAUACCUUCUGAUCAUUUCAAUGUAUUUCAACAUUCUAGCCAGCCAGGAUAUCAGAACUUAUUGCCAUAUAUCUAGAAAUCAAAUGUAUUGCUAAAUUAUUGACAAACGAAGACUGUUUUUGUUUUUCUCUGCAAACCCAUACUUUUAUUUGUCCCAAUAAUGGGUGCACUGUCUGAAAAAUGCUACCUUUAACGACUACUGUAUAUCAGUGCUUUUAAAAACCACCACUGAAUUCACUCAGAGCCUAUUUCCUGUACCCAGUUUAAACCUACUUCUGGACUGAAACUCACGCUUAAUGGAAAAGCUCCAUUGCAAGUAGAUUUUCGUCCAGGAAUAGGUUUAUUAAUCUUGGUCUGGGAAACCAGCCGUACAUUUUUGGGGGGUAAAUUGGAUAACACGUUAUCUUUCUGUCAUUUGUAGUACAUGCUCCCAAGUCAUAUUAACCCUUUCAUUUGAUCUUUAUUGUAGUUUCAAACGAGUCUGUAAUAUAUUUGGUAAACGAGGGUGUGUGUUUAGUAUCAGGAACGCCCUCUCCUCAACUUGUUUGUCUCCUACCUUCAUCUAUUCCGAACGUGCCUGGGAACGGUUUUAUUCAGUUCUGGUGUGUUCUUGUCCAUGACACACACCUUUUCAGACAAACUCAUAUCAGAAUUCUCAUAGAUGAGUUUAACAAAAUACCAUCUAGUAGGUAAUAUAUACAGUAUAUUGAAUUGUAAUGGUAUUCCAUUGAAAAAAAAUGAGUAGGCUGCCAGUACGUUUCAAUAAACUAGUGAACUAUUAACAAAAUAUAUUUACAAAAUAAUACAUAUGGGAGCAGUCAGCAUACUACACACAACUGCAAUGUGUUUUGACUACUAGUCUUCCUCAGGCAGCGUUGUGAUAUUAGAUUGAAAAUAGUUUUGUAAAUGACCUAUGCCUUUUAAUCCUCCUGGGCAUGACAAUGAAUUCCAUACAGUACCAGAGUAAGAACCUUCAUCAAAAACGACAUAUGGUCCUGCCUUUGUUCUUGGUAUAUCUUUGGUACAAGCUCAUUUAUUUACGUUAUCUCUGAUGAAGUGAUCUCACCAAUUAUUAUGCCCUCUGUCUUGGGUUUCAAGAUUGCACUGAGUUGUGUAGUCUGUUGCACAAAGUGCCUUAUAAAAGCCUACUACACCACCAACCGAACCUUUGCCAAAUAAAGGCUUUUCCUGUUUGGA
This is a messenger RNA of Oncorhynchus nerka (sockeye salmon), 2675 nucleotides long. It is a transcript of the gene syngr2a, whose product is annotated as synaptogyrin 2a. The coding region runs from base 124 to 813 and encodes 229 amino acids. NCBI's taxonomy places the organism in Eukaryota, Metazoa, Chordata, Actinopteri, Salmoniformes, Salmonidae. Gene Ontology annotation, cellular component: neuromuscular junction; synaptic vesicle membrane. The transcript is spliced from 4 exons. The record is from RefSeq and is a predicted model, not a curated record.